GGUAUCAACCGUAAUCCCACCAACCGAGUAAUAUUGGCUUGGGUCGACAUUGUUCGAUGUUACUGGUGUGAAGUGUGUUACGUUAGGCUUUGGUGCGUCUUUGCUUGAAAGGUACAAAAUGGCAACGAAAAGUAGUAAAAAAACAACUGUAAGUAUGUCUUCAACGACAACUUCCUCAGGACGUGAUACACACACGCCACAACCAAGUACAUCAACGCCGCCAGGUAGGCCAGGCAGCCCAUUGAGUCCAACCCGGUACAGCCGGCUCCAGGAGAAGGCAGAUCUUCAAAAUUUGAAUGAUCGUUUAGCAUGUUACAUAGAUCGGGUGAGGCAUUUAGAAGCAGAAAAUAGCAGACUUACACGUGAAGUUCAAACGACGCAAGAAACAGUUACGCGUGAGGUGACAAGUAUAAAGUCUAUGUAUGAGAAUGAGUUGGCUGAUGCCCGGAAGUUACUUGAUGAAACAGCACGGGAAAGAGCCAAGCUGGAGAUUGAUGCGAAACGAUUAUGGGAAGAAAAUGAAGACUUGAAGUUCAGAUUGGACAAAAAGACGAAGGAUCUGGGGAUUGCAGAGAAGAGUCUGUCCCUGUAUGAGUCGCGGGUGUCAGACCUGAGUGCCAAGUAUAACCAGGCAGUAGCAGACCGCAAGAAAAGUACUGAUGACUUGAAAGAUCUGGAGAAAGAGUGUGAGAAAUUGCGCAAGCAAGUGGAAGAGUUGCGUAAGCAUUUGGAAGACGAGACCCUUGCAAGAAUAGACUUAGAGAACAACUUGCAAAGUCUCCGGGAAGAAUUGAGUUUCAAGGAACAGGUGUACAACCAGGAGCUGACUGAAACUCGCACGCGACGUCAGGUGGAAAUUAGUGAAAUUGAUGGACGUCUCACAGAACAGUAUGAGGCGAAGUUGCAGCAGUCUCUUCAGGAACUGAGAGAUCAAUAUGAGGCACAAAUGAGAGCUAAUAGAGAAGAAAUUGAAUUGCUGUAUGAAAACAAGAUAAAGAACCUUACCAGCCAGGCACAGAGAAACAGUGGUGCUGCUUCCAUAGCUGUAGAUGAACUGCGGCAAGCACGUUCCCGUCUCGAUGCAUAUAACAGCAAAAUUGGGGAGCUUGAAUCAGCCAAUGCUGCACUUCUAAUCCGUGUUCGUGACCUAGAGAAGAUGCUAGAUGUUGAACGGCAACGUCACGCAGACGAGAGGGCUGCCUUGGAGGCAGAACUUCAGCAACUUCGUGAUGAGAUGGCUAACCAACUGCAAGAAUAUCAAGACCUUAUGGACAUCAAGGUAGCAUUGGAUUUGGAGAUUGCAGCAUACCGCAAAUUGCUUGAGUCAGAAGAGGCCAGGCUGAACAUUAGCCCCAUGCAAUCACCAGGCAUACGUGUUAUGCGUGGAACUCCUGUAAGGCGAACACCAGUGCGUGGUGGUAAAAGGAAACGUACCACAUUGGAGGAAUCUGAGGAAUCAUCUACAUCUAAUUAUCACAUAACAUCUCAUGCCAAAGGAGAAGUUGAGAUCAGUGAUGUCUGCCCUGAUGGAAAGUUUGUCAAACUACAUAACAAAGGCAAUAAGGAGAUAGUAUUGAGUGGCUGGCAACUGAUACGUCGAGCUGGAGAUCUGGAGACUUCAUUCAAGUUCCACCGCAGUGUUAAGAUUGAGCCGGGUGCAACAAUAACAGUUUGGUCGUCUGACUCUGGUCAGACUCAUGAACCACCAUACAAUAUUGUCAUGAAGGGCCAGAAAUGGUUUGUUGCUGACUCCAUGAGUACUACUCUCCUCAGCAACACCAGUGAAGAAAUGGCAGUAUCUGAGCGGAAGCGCCAACAGCUGUCCAGUUCAUCAUCACGCCACCGAGAAAUAUCUGGCUACCUUGCAUCACACAGAUCCUUAGACAUAGGCUCUGAAGAUCUUUACCAUCAGCAGGGUGAUCCCCAAGGAGAAGAUCGGUGCAAAAUCAUGUGAAGUACUUAAAAUAUGGCAUUCUGUGUCCAUAAGUGGAACUUCACAGACAAAAACAGCACGUCAUUAAUGUUAGAUUUUUUUCAGUGUUGCAGUCAGUGACAUGACAUGCCAAAAGACUGGCUGUCAUUCAGGUGGUUGACUUCUAUAUUUUAACAGGAGAGAGUCAUGUUACCUGCCUGUGUGAGGUAAUUAACAUCCAUUGAAGUGGUGCUUUAUUCUCUUCAAGACAACAUUGUUUUCUUGGUGGUAGUAGCACCGGAUAUUGUUUUUUUUUUACUACUAAUAAUUUCAUGGAACAUCUUUGUAUCAUAAAAUUAAUGUGCAUUUUAUGUUUCUGUUACCUAUAUCUAUGACUAUUUCUUUUUUUAAAGGAACAUUUGUUUUGGUACACUUUUUCUUAGUUGCACCAAAUAUAUUUUUGCUUAAAACUUGCACAGCAGAUCUUUUAUACAAGCUUUGUCUAAAGGAAUUAGAAUAAUAAUGAAUUAAUUAGUAAUUUGUAGGGUCUGGUAUAUUAACAGAAUAUUGAUACAUCAGUAGUAAUAUGUGUGUUAUGUUAUAAUGGGAACAUCUGUAAUUCUAUAAGAAGUUGUGUUGUGGAUAUUCUGCGUGCAGCGCUGUACAUUCUGUUCUAAUUUCACUUUUCUGUUACAGUCAUUAGUAAUACAUGGAUGAUUUCAGUGAAGUACUACUUAAAUUAUUAAAAAUUGUGAGCAGCAGGACUCAAGCUUUUACUGCUGCUAUCCACAGCCACUUAGUAGAUCAUUUCCUACAUGGAUGAAAGUUAUCAUUUUUAGGAAUUAAUCAAAAUAUGGCUAGCUAAUUGGUUUGUUUUUUGACCUCAGUACUCCUUAAAUUCCUGAACCCAGGCAGUGAUGUUGGUGAAAAUUUGUGUUGAUGGGAUGUGAAAGCUUAUUUUAUUUAGACACACAGUUUUCUUGGCACUUUGUACAAAUUGUUGGCAGAAUGUAAGAUCUGAGUGUGUAAAGUGUUCCUUUGUAAAGUGAAGUAGUUUUACUAUACAUAAAAAAACUUAUGAACCCGAGUAACCACUCCCAUUCUGUACACACUGGGCAGUGUAAGGAGGAAUAGCAGGCAAAAAAAGGUUAAAUGUAGGAAUUGCAUAUACCUGAAGAUGGAAAAUAGGAAUGAGAUGUGUAAAAAUUAAUAUAUAACAUAAGGAAUCUACAAACAAUUGUCAACAUAGUAAAAAGAGCUUAAAGUAACUGUACUUUGUAUUGUUUGAAGAGUCCUAGCAAUAGAGUUUCAGGCCUGUAUCAUGUUAUUAGAGGUCUCUAAUACACCAGUUUCACCCUGCAUUUGAAUCCCCAUUUAUUGUUCUUCAGUUUGUUUUCACUCAUUUAAUGUUCAGUUUCAGUAAACUUAAGUGUUAAAUUUCCUCCAAGAUUUUAAGUUUAGCAUUUGAAUUUACUGCUUCACAGAGAAACCUGCUCCACAGAUGUCUUUCCAUGAGGUCUAACUUUGAUAUAAAGAGUGAAUAAUUGUUUUGUGGGAUCCAAAGAACAAGUAAUAAUUAAAUAGAGAUAUGAUAGGUAAUUGAUCCUGUUUCAAAAUGGAAUGAAAAUGUUGCUAUAUGAUCAUGUGAGGGAUAUGGAAUGUUUUAGUAUUUUGAGAUAUGGCUCUGCAAAUAAGAUGGCAGAUUUUGCAGUAUUUUGGUCAUUAGUUUUGUCCAUGCAUUGCUCUAGUACGUUUUUGUAUGGGUGUUCCUUUUCAGUAAUUAACCCAUUGGCCUUACAACCCAGGAAAUGUGGUUGGGUCAGAUUUUUUCACAUCUCAGGCUGGAUGUAAAUGAUGAAAGAGGUCUAGGUCUGUGUGUCUGCCAAGGAAACAGAGUCAUUUGGAUGAUCUUGAACUCCAGAUUUGAUCCUUAAAAUAUUGAUGUAUUUUUGCAUUUCAGACAAA
Molecule: messenger RNA, 3877 nt
Organism: Cryptotermes secundus
Lineage: Eukaryota; Metazoa; Arthropoda; Insecta; Blattodea; Kalotermitidae
Product: lamin Dm0
Exons: 7
Coding region: 119-1954 (611 amino acids)
Source: RefSeq, a predicted model, not a curated record